Molecule: messenger RNA, 1395 nt
Organism: Puccinia graminis f. sp. tritici CRL 75-36-700-3
Lineage: Eukaryota; Fungi; Basidiomycota; Pucciniomycetes; Pucciniales; Pucciniaceae
Exons: 6
Coding region: 85-777 (230 amino acids)
Biological process (GO): mitochondrial respiratory chain complex IV assembly
Cellular component (GO): mitochondrial inner membrane
Source: RefSeq, a predicted model, not a curated record
CCUACGCGGCAAGCUCUGAUCAGAAAUCGCCUCCCCCCCACACAUUUAAUACCCGAUCUGCGUUGUCGAAAUUUCCACAAUCCAAUGAAGAUCCUCACCAAAGAAGAGGAAGAAAACCAUUAUCAAGCGGUCAUCAAAGGAGGGACCAGAUGGGGACUUACUGGCAUAACAAGUGGCACGAUAGCUGCAUCGAUUGCUAAUCGAUAUUGGUCCGGAUUUCGAAAUUUGACAUUACCAUUGAAAGCCUUUGCAGUCACAUCCCUUGGGACGUUUUCGUUGAUAAUCGGAGCAGAUAGAGCUUCUCGCGCGUACGAAGACAGCAAAUUUGAUCAUGAUCUGGAUGGACGUUGGAAUGACCAAAACUUGGAACAUCACUUAGGUCUCGAUGAUCAGGAUGAAGAUCAUCAUCGCAAGAAACUCGAUCGAUUCGAUGCAUUAAGCUCAAGAGAUAAACUUAUCGAAUAUCUCAAGGAGAAAAAAUAUGAAAUUGUCUUGGGCGGCUGGGCUGCUUCAAUGGUUGGUUCCUUUGGACUCGUGGCAGCGCAACCGAUGCCAUUUACGCAAAAACUUGUCCAAGCCAGAAUGUAUGCUCAAAGUUUGACGGUAGCGAUGAUUCUCGCAUCGGCUGGAUUGGCGAGUAUGGCGACUUCAAGUUCCAGUGAUGGGACAUCCGAACAAGCCUUACGAACCAAUUCAAUGUACAAGUUUAAAAAAGGAUCUCCUCAUGAGCUCCGUGAACAAGAACUCAAAGACUCCAAGAUCCGCCAAACUUCUUGAAGGCUCUCAUUGGAGAAGGUCCUGGCUCUCCUUUGCUCAUUGUAUGUUUUAAAACCCUUUGUCGGUUACUAUUACUUAAAGGUACUUCUGUAACUCUUUUUAUUAUCAAGCAUUAAUCGUCACUUCUCAAGUCUUAUCUCGUCCACUUUAGAUCUAUUUUCCGCAUCGAAUAUCCCCAAUCAUUCUGAAACAACGUUUUAUGUUGGGCCUAUCAUCCGGUACAUAGCUCCCUUAUCUUAAAUGCUCUUAGCUCUCAUUGUUUAAAGUUUUCACAGAGUCCCGGCAUUCAUUUUUCCUAACUUGCAUACAUAUAUCAAUUGUUUUAUCUGUUUAUUUCAAAGGAAGGCGUAGCCACCUGUAUAGCUCAAUUCUGCAACCGGUCCUGCAAGAAGCCAGCCCAUUUUAUCCGAGCUUGAUUGUGUUUGAUUGUUUUUCCGGCAUCAUGGUGUUUCCUUCCUCCGAAGUUAAUUGUAUGCAAAUUGGAAUCAAUAUUCAGUUAGUUUUACUAAAUUAUCGGGAUCUAAGAACAUGAAUUAUGUAGGUGGUCAAAUCUAGUUACUUGUGUGACGCGCAUUAAUGAUUGGUAAUGAAUUAAGAAAAGAUUUUUUUUUGGCAAAG